CCGUACUCCUAGAAGGCCGCCAGAGAAAUCAAACGCCCCUUCUUGAACCCCGCGAAAAGGGAGAACGCCGUGCUUGUCUCCCUCUCCUAACCUCUCUAUCGCUCCCAUAACCUCUCCCAAGAAAAAUAGCCCAAUAUGCCGGCGGCGGGGUUAAAGACGAUCAUCGCGCUGUCGUUUGUGCUGGCGGUGGGGUUCCUGCUGGUGAUUCUGUCGUGCGCGCUGUGGAAGGUGUACUACCCGCUGCUGGUGGUGGCGACGUACGUGCUGGCGCCGGUGCCCAACUGGAUCUGCAGCCACUGCGCGAACCCCGACGACUUCGUCGAGAGCUCGGGCGCCGCUGUGCUGGACCUGGGCCGCUUCUGCACGGGGUUCCUGGUGGUUAUGGGGAUUGCGCUCCCCGUCCUCCUCGCCAACUCGCAGCUCAUCAACAUCCCCGCCAUGUUCAUGUGUCUAUUUCCCGAAAACGCCCCCCCUUCUCUUGUCUUCUGUCUCCUACUGUUUUCUCUCUCUCUUUUUUGUGUAUUGUACAAGUUAAGCGCUUCAACAUCAUGGAUGGAGCAUCGUGGGGGAGAUCAGUCUGUCGGUUGGUUGGACGGGCCAGUCAAAUAGCUGUAGCUUCCCGAGCCAACAAUAGUAGCAAGCCUCCGAAAAGGGACGAUUUUGGAAAGCGAGUUUCACUACAGAAUGAUAUUCCAGCAACCAAAUAUAUAGCCCUCUAAUUAUAUAUCCAGGCGUUGAUACGAUUAAUUGCCCCCCUUUUGCGUCAGGUACGAAAAUAA
Lasiosphaeria miniovina is the source of this 779-nucleotide messenger RNA. RefSeq names its product vacuolar protein sorting 55-domain-containing protein. The coding region runs from base 136 to 609 and encodes 157 amino acids. Gene Ontology annotation, biological process: late endosome to vacuole transport via multivesicular body sorting pathway. Gene Ontology annotation, cellular component: endosome; Vps55/Vps68 complex. Lineage: Eukaryota; Fungi; Ascomycota; Sordariomycetes; Sordariales; Lasiosphaeriaceae. The transcript has 3 exons. The record is from RefSeq and is a predicted model, not a curated record.